Molecule: messenger RNA, 12158 nt
Organism: Terrapene triunguis (Three-toed box turtle)
Lineage: Eukaryota; Metazoa; Chordata; Testudines; Emydidae
Product: protocadherin Fat 4
Biological process (GO): homophilic cell-cell adhesion
Cellular component (GO): plasma membrane
Molecular function (GO): calcium ion binding
Source: RefSeq, a predicted model, not a curated record
UCGCAGCAGAAAGACACAGUGUCGCGGAAAAACCAAAUCCUCCCGGAUUGCUAUAAUCUAGCAGGGGAAUAUAUUUCAUUUAUAUUUCAUUACCGACCCCGAGGAUUCUUACAAGCCGAGGGAAAUUUGGAACGGAGAAUCGAUUCAGAAUAAAAGAGGCAAGGAAAACAGAGCCCAGAGUGGCUGAUAUGGAAACCAGACACAGAGAGCCGGGCCGGGCAGUCACAGGGCAAGUACUGUUCUUUCCCUUUUUAUUCUCUUUGUUCUGCCGGGCGGUCUCCGAGCAGAUUCGUUACUCCAUUCCCGAGGAAAUGGCCAAAGGUUCCCUUGUGGGGAAUCUCGCUAAGGAUUUGGGGUUAAAUGGCAGAGAGCUGCCUCAGCGAAAGCUGCGUGUCAAUUCGGAAAAGCCAUACUUCAGUGUGAAUGGGGGAAAUGGCAAUCUCUAUGUGAACAACAGGAUAGACCGGGAGGAGAUAUGUGGGAAAUCACCGAUUUGUUUCCUACAUUUAGAAGCUGUGGUUGAAAACCCUUUGAAUGUUUUCCACGUGAAUGUCGCAAUCCAGGACAUGAAUGAUAAUGCACCGCGGUUUACUAAAAAUAAUAUGGAUUUAGAAAUUAAUGAAUUAGCACAACCUGGUGCGCGAUUUCCUCUAGAACCUGCGCAAGAUCCCGAUGUUGGAGCCAAUUCACUGCGGGGUUACCAGCUCAGUCCAAAUCGGUAUUUUAUAUUGAAACUGAAGGAAAAUCCAGAUGGAAAAAAGGAGGCAGAAUUGGUGUUAGAGAAACCUUUGGAUCGAGAGAAGCAGAGUUCCCAUCACUUGAUCCUGACGGCUGUGGAUGGGGGAGAUCCAGUCAGAACCGGAACAGCUCAGAUUAAAAUAACUGUUACUGACGCUAAUGACAACCCCCCUGUAUUCACUGAAGAGAUCUACAAAGUCAACCUGAAGGAAAAUCUACCAAAGGGCUCUUUAGUGUUCCAGGUUAAAGCCAUUGAUGCAGAUGAAGGUUCAUAUGCCAAAAUAACAUAUUAUUUCAGCAACAUACCGCAGAGUUCACGACAUCUGUUUAGUUUAGAUUCUGGUAACGGAAUAAUCACAACAAAAGGAUUUCUGGAUUUUGAAGAAGCAAAUAAUUAUAUAAUGGGUGUAGAAGCGAGGGAUGGGGGAGGUCUCACUGACCACUGCAAAGUUCAUAUAGAAAUUCUGGAUGAGAACGACAAUAGACCCGAAAUGACACUCACAUCCGUGUCCAGUCCAAUUCCCGAAGACUCAGUGCCCGGGACAGUGAUAGCUCUGAUGAAAGCCCGUGACCGAGACGAUGGAGGAAAUGGAGAAGUCACCUGUCGCAUUCAAGAUAAUUUGCCAUUGAAUGGCAGAUACACAAGGCUCUGGCACUGCAAAGGGCGAGCUCUGUUCUGCUUUAUAUUGGUUACCGUUUUGAAGGCAGUGUCUGGGCAGAUUCGCUAUUUGAUUCCGGCGUAAACGGAGAAAGGAUCUUUCAUGGGGAAUGUGGCAAAGGAUCUGGGACUGGAUGUAAAGCAGCUCUCAGACCACAGCGUCCGCUUUGUUUCCAAAGGUAGGACUCGGUAUUUUCCUUUGAAUUUGAGAGGCCAUUUACUCACCACGGAAAGGAUAGACAGAGAGCAGAUCUGUACGGGCUGGAGGGAGUGUCUGUUAAACAGUGAGGUUAUAGUGGAGGAUAAAAUGAAGCUUUAUAGAGUUGAAAUUGAAAUCACAGAUAUAAAUGACAAUGCUCCCAGCUUCCAAGCAGAAGAAAUUGAGAUAAAAAAUAGUGAAACAACAGCUCCAGGGUCGCAAUUUCUUCUCCCAGAAGCACAGGACACAGAUUUUGGAACUAAUAUUCUCCAGAGCUACCAGCUCAGCAGUAAUAGGCACUUUUCUCUCGGUGUGCAAAAUGGAUCAAAUGGAGUAAAAUAUGCCGAAUUGGUGCUGGAAAAGUCUUUGGACAGAGAAGAAAAAGCUGUUCAUGAUCUAGUCCUCACAGCUAGACAUGGGGAGCCAGUCAGGUCUGGCACUGCGCAAAUUAGAAUUAUCGUUCUUGAUGCAAAUGACAAUGUGCCGGUUUUUAAUGAGCCUGUCUAGAAAGUGAACAUUUUGGAAAAUUUGCAGAAAGGUUCCAGAGUGGUUACAGUAAAAGUCACCAAUCUGGAUGAAGGAGUCAACAAAGAGAUAAAAUACUAAUUCAGGAAAAUAACAGAGAAAGCUUCCAAAAUAUUCCACUUGGACUCAAAAAAGGGUGGAAUAACAUUCGUGGGGAACCUGAACUUUGAGGAAUCUGCGUUAUAUGAAAUUGAGGUGCAAGCACAUGACAAGGGAGGCCAUUUUGACAGAUCAAAAGUUGUCAUUGUGGUCAAUUAUGUGAAUGACAAUGCUCUUGAAAUUAUUAUCAGGUCUCUCUUCAAUUCAGUCCCCGAGGACUGUCCACCUGGGACUGUGAUCGCCGUAUUAGACGUACAAGAUUCUGAUUCCGGAGAGAACGGGGUUGUCACAUGCUCCACACCCAGCAACCUCCCCUUCCAGCUGAGGAAAUCGUUGGAUAAUUAUUACAGUCUGGUGACAGACCUAGCCCUGGAUAGGGAGCAGGUGGCAGCAUACAACAUCACAGUGACCGCCACGGACAAUGGGACUCCUCCUCUUUCUACAGCCACCACAAUCCCACUCCGGAUUUUAGACACGAGCGACAAUGCCCCUUUCUUCGAUAAAACAUCCUACACCACCUACAUCAUGGAGAAUAACCCGAGAGGAGCCUCCGUUUUCUCCCUGAGAGCGCAUGGGGUGUGCCGGAAUCAGCGGCGUGUCCCCAUCAGCAUGAGAUUGGCAGAAACUCAAAGGCGCCAGCACUGCAAAAGGCGAGCCCUGUUCUGCUUUAUGUUGGUUACCGUUUGGGAGGCAGUUUCUGGGCAGACUCGCUACUCCAUUCCCGAGGAAAUGCAGAAAGGCUCCAUUGUGGGGAAUAUCGCAAAGGAUCUGGGGCUGGAUAUAAAGGAGCUCUCAGACCGCGGAGUCCGCGUUGUAUCAAAAGGUAGGACGCAAUAUUUUGCUUUAAAUGUUAAGAGCGGCCAUUUAAUCACAACGGAAAGAAUAGACAGAGAGCAAAUCUGUGGCCGGAUCGAGAAGUGUCUGUUAACUUUUGAGAUUAUUGUUGAAGAAAAAAUGAAGCUUUAUAGAGUUGAAGUUGAAAUCACAGAUAUUAAUGACAAUGCUCCCAACUUCCAGGCGGGAGAAUCGGAAGUAAAAAUCAGCGAGAUAACGGCACCGGGAUCGCGGUAUCCCCUGCAGGAGGCGCAAGACCCAGAUUUAGGGAUAAAUUCUCUCCAGAGCUACCACCUCAGCAGUAAUAGGCAUUUCUCCCUGGACGUGCAAACCGGAUCAGAUGGAGUUAAAUAUGCAGAACUGGUGAUGGAAAAGUCUCUGGACCGCGAAGAACAAGCUGUUCAUGAUCUAAUCCUCACAGCCACUGACGGGGGAGAUCCAGUCAGGUCCGGCACUGCGCAAAUCCGCGUUAUUGUUCUCGAUGCUAAUGACCAUGCACCAGUUUUCAGUCAGACGGUCUAUAAAGUUAAUGUUUUAGAAAAUAUGCCUCCGGGGUCCACGAUGGUGACAGUGAAAGCGACUGAUCCCGAUGAAGGAAUACACCAAGAGGUAAAAUACUCAAUCAGAAAGAUAACUAAUGAAGCUUCACAGAUAUUCCACUUGGAUUCAAGGACGGGAGAAUUAAUAGUCGUGGGGAACUUGGAUUUUGAAGAAGCUGCGUUAUAUGAAAUCGAGGUGCAAGCCCAUGACGGGGGAGGUCUUUUCGACAGAUCCAGAAUUGUGAUCGUUGUUAGCGAUGUGAAUGACAACUCUCCAGAAUUAACAAUCACAUCUCUCGUCAACUCGAUCCCUGAGGACUCUCCCCCCGGGACUGUGAUCGCCCUUUUUGGCUUUGGUUUUAACUAUAAAUAUUUUCGGAAACAUUCCGCCAAAGAUAAAAUCCAAACGCGGCGUCUCCAUAUCAGCAUGGGAAUGCCAGAAACUCAAACGCUGCGGCGCUGCAAAGGGCGAGCCCUGUUCUGCUUUAUGUUGGCUACCGUUUGGGAGUCAGCUUCUGGGCAGAUUCGCUAUUCGAUUCCGGAAGAAAUUGAGAUAGGAACUUUCGUGGGGAAUGUCGCAAAGGAUCUGGGGCUGGAUGUAAAGCAGCUCUCAGACCGCGCAGUCCGCUUUGCUUCCAGAGGUAGGACCCAGUAUUUUGCUUUGAAUUUUAAGAGCGGCCAUUUAAUAACCACGGAGAGGAUAGACAGAGAGCAGAUCUGUGGCGGGCUGGAGGAGUGUUUGUUAAACUGUGAGGUUAUAGUGGAGGAUAAAAUGAAGCUUUAUAGAGUUGAAAUUGAAAUCACAGAUAUUAAUGACAAUGCUCCCAGCUUCCAGAGAGAAGAAAUUGAGUUAAAAGUCAGCGAGACAACAACACCGGGAUCCCGGUUUCCUUUGAGUGAUGCCCAUGACUCAGAUUUGGGCAUUAAUUCUCUCCAGAGCUAUCAACUCAGCAGUAACAGACAUUUCUCUCUUGAUGUGCAAACGGGAACCGAUGGAGUUAAAUAUGCCGAACUGGUGCUGGAAAAGUCUCUAGAUCGGGAAGAACAAGCUGUUCACGAUCUAGUCCUCACAGCCACUGACGGGGGAGAUCCAGUCAGAUCCGGCACUGCGCAAAUCCGCGUUGUUGCUCUUGACGCAAAUGACAACGCGCCAGUUUUUAGUGAGUCUGUCUAUAAAGUGAACGUUUUGGAAAAUGUCCCGGAUGGUUCCACAAUUCUUACAGUAAAAACCACUGAUCUGGACGAAGGCAUAAACAAACAGGUGAUAUACUCAUUCAAAAAAAUCACAGACAAAGCUUCCAAAAUAUUCCGCUUCGAUUCGAACACGGGAGAACUAACAGUCGUGGGAAACUUGGAUUUUGAGGAAGCAUCAUUAUAUGAAAUUGAGGUACAAGCGCAUGACGGGGGAGGCCUUUUUGGCAGGUCCAAAAUUGUAAUCGUUGUUAGCGAUGUGAAUGACAACGCUCCGGAAAUCGUUCUCAGGUCUCUCAUCAGCUCGAUCCCCGAGGACUCUCCCAUCGGGACUGUGAUCGCUCUUUUAGAUGUACAAGAUCUAGAUUCCGGAGAGAACGGGGAGGUCACGUGCUCCAUACCCAGCGACUUGCCCUUCGAGCUGAAGAAACCCUUCGAUAAUUAUUACAGUCUGGUGACAGACCGAGCCCUGGACAGGGAGCAGGUGGCUGCAUACAACAUCACAGUGACCGCCACGGAUAAUGGGACUCCUCCUCUUUCUACAGCCACCACGAUCCCACUCCGGAUUUUAGACACGAACGACAACGCCCCCUUCUUCGAUAAAACAUCCUACACGGCCUACGUCACGGAGAAUAACCCGAGAGGAGCCUCCAUUUUCUCCCUGAAGGCGAAUGACCCCGACUGGGGGAAAAAUGCCAGAGUCACUUACUCCAUUAUUGAAGGAGACAGAAGCGAAGUGCCUUUGUCCUCCUCCAUCUCAAUUAACUCCGAGACUGGGGCUGUCUACGCUCUGCGCUCCUUCGAUUACGAACAGUUCCGGGAGAUUCGGUUCCAAGUGCAGGCUCAGGAUGGGGGUUCCCCACCUCUCAGCAGUAAUGUCUCCAUCACUCUCUUUAUACUGGAUCAGAAUGACAACACCCCGGACAUCUUACACCCCUCCUUUCCCACCGAUGGCUCCACGGGAGUGGAGUUGGCCCCUCGCUCCUCCGAGCCGGGUUACCUGGUCACUAAGGUGGUGGCGGUGGAUGCAGAUUCCGGGCAGAACGCCUGGCUCUCCUACCAGCUGCUGAAGGCUACAGAGCCGGGGCUCUUCUCUGUGGGACUCCACAGCGGAGAGAUCAGGACAGCGCGCUACUUUGUAGACAGAGAUGCGCUCAAGCAAAGUCUGGUGGUUUUAGUGAAGGACAACGGGCAGCCCCCUCUCACUGCCACGGCCACUGUCACGGUGGUGGUGGCUGACAGCAUCUCCGAAAUCCUCUCCGAUUUAAGCAGCCCCUCAGCUCCUGCAGACCCCCAGUCCAGCCUCACCUUGUAUUUGGUGAUCGCUGUGGCUUCCGUUUCCUGCUUGUUCUUUACCUUUAUCAUAGUGUUACUGGCCCUGAGGCUCCGCCGGUGGAGAAACUCGCCGCUGUUUGACUCCUCGGGUGUGACUUUCAGUGGAGUUCCCGUCUCGCAGUUUGUGGGGAUCGAUGGAGUCAGAGCUUUUCUUCACUCCUACUCACAUGAGGUUUCUCUCACCACGGACUCCAGAAAGAGCCAAUUCAACUUUCCCAAAUCAAACUAUGUAAAUACUGUUACCAGUCAGCAGACUCGUGAGAUAAAGGAUCCUACUGUAGUUACUGAAGAAUUAAACACUUAUAACGGGGAUCAGACCUCGUUUCAGUCGCUAGAGCUGUGUCGGCGCCUUGAUAAGAUCGCUGCUAUUGCAGUUCUCCCGUUGAGACUCGGAGUGCCGCUGUUGGCCAAUGCGGAGCCAGGGCUGGAGCCGGAGAUCCACUGGAGCCUCCUGCGCUGCGAUUGCUCCAUCAUACAGCGCAGAUCGCAGAGGAAACUGCAGGGAGACAGCCACCGUCUCUCUAUGAAAAGGAAUCUCCUCAGAGCACAACCAAGAGAGGAGAGAGUAAAGCUGACAGAGACUGGGAUGGAAAUCAGAGAGCCGGGCCAGGCAGUCACACGGCAGGUGCUGCUGUUUCUCUUCCUAUUCGCUUUGUUUUGCCGGGCGGUCUCGGAGCAGAGUCGUUAUUCGAUUCCUGAGGAAAUGGCGAAAGGUUCCCUUGUGGGGAAUCUCGCCAAGGAUUUGGGGCUGAGUGUGAGAGAACUGCCCGACCGGAAGCUCCGCGUUGUCUCUGCAGCUAAAAAGCAAUAUUUCAGCGUGAAUGGGGAAAGUGGCAACGUCUAUGUGAAUGACAGGAUAGACCGGGAGGAGAUAUGCGGGACAUCUCAACUCUGCAUCAUAAAUUUCGAAACUGUGCUGGAAAAUCCCUUGAAUGUUUUCCACAUAAAUGUCGCGAUCCAGGACAUUAACGACAAUGCCCCGCUUUUCCUAAAAGACAGCAUCGAUCUACAAAUCAGUGAGUCCAGUUUGCCAGGGGCUCGAUUUGCUCUUGGAAAUGCUGAAGAUCCUGACGUUGGGAUUAAUUCUCUGCAGAGUUAUCAGAUGAGCCCCAAUCAGGAUUUCAUCCUGGAAAUCAAAGAGAGCCGGGAUGGCAAUAAAUAUGCAGAUUUAGUGCUGCAGAAACCCCUGGAUCGGGAGAGCCAGAGCAGCCUUCACUUGAUCCUCACGGCUGUGGAUGGGGGAGAGCCGCAGAGAACUGGGACCGCCCAGAUAUGGAUUAAUGUCACCGACGCCAAUGACAACCCCCCUGUUUUCACUCAGGAGCUCUACAAAGUCAGCCUGCGGGAAAAUACACCGACGGGCUCCUUAGUGCUUCAGGUUAAAGCCACCGACAACGAUGAAGGUUCAAAUGCUCAGAUCAGCUACGUCUUCUGCAACAUUCCAGAAAAGGCCCGUCAGAAAUUCAGUCUGGACCCAGAAACCGGGAAAAUUACUGUAAAGGAGCCCUUAGACUUUGAGGAGACACGUGACUACACCCUGGUAGUAGAAGCAAAGGAUGGAGGCGGACUAGUGACACACUGCAAAGUGGAAAUUGAGGUUCUUGAUGAGAACGACAAUGCCCCGGAGGUGACAGUCGCAUCCCUGGCCAGCCCCAUUCCCGAAGACUCAGUGCCCGGGACAGUGAUAGCUCUGAUCAAUGUAAUCGAUCAAGAUUCUGGAGACAACGGGAUCGUGUUUUGUCAUUUCCAAGACGAGUUGCCGUUUAAAAUAAUAUCCUCCUCUAAUAACUACUACAAGCUCCUUACAGACAGCACCUUGGACAGGGAAAGGACCCCGAAGUACAAUAUCACAAUCACCGCCACAGACAAAGGCACUCCCCCCCUCUCCACCCAGAAAACCAUCCUGUUGCAGAUCUCGGAUAUCAAUGACAACGCCCCUGUCUUUGAGAAACCUUCCUACAUCGCCUAUGUGCCAGAGAACAAUCCCUCGGGGGCCUCUAUUUUCAGUGUAAAAGCCUCAGACCGGGAUCUGGACCGGAACGCCCGAGUCACUUACUCCAUCCUGAGCAGCAACCUCCAGGAGGUGCCUCUCUCUUCCUACAUCUCCAUUAACUCCCAGACCGGAGCUAUCUAUGCGCAGCGCUCCUUCGACUACGAGCAAUUCCGGGAGUUUGAAAUGCAAGUGAAGGCCCAAGACGGCGGGUCCCCGCCUCUCAGCAGCAAUGUCACUGUCAGGGUGUUUAUUCUGGAUCAGAAUGAUAACGCCCCUCGCAUCCUGUACCCUUCCCUCGGAGCCGAUGGCUCCGCCUUGUUCGAGAUGGUCCCUCGCUCGGCCGAGGCAGGAUAUCUGGUGACUAAGGUGGUGGCGGUGGAUGCUGACUCAGGACACAAUGCCUGGCUCUCCUACCACCUGCUCCAGGCCACCGAACCGGCGCUCUUCAUCAUGGGGCUGCACAGCGGGGAGAUCCGAACAGCCCGCGCCUUUGCGGACAGAGAUGCUGUGAAGCACAGGCUGGUCACCCUGGUGAAGGAUAACGGGCAGCCGCCUCUCUCUUCCACAGUGACUCUCAACCUGGUGUUUGCUGAGAAUUUCCAAGAGGCUCUUCCGGAAAUCAGCGACCAAUCGAGUGACUCAGAAUCUCAGUCUGGCUUUACUAUUAUUUUGGUGGUAGCUCUAGCUUUGAUUUCGUUUUUAUUCUUUUUUACAGCGAUAUCAGUUUUAAUUUUUAAAUGUCGGAGACCUAGAACUCCCCCAGUUUUUGGAUCUUACUAUCCGGAUCUGUAUUCUAGUCUCGGCCCCAAAUUCUCCUGCAACUACAGCAAUGGGACCUUGCAGUUGCCCUAUUCCUACGAGGUGUGCUUAGCUGCCGAUUCCGGGCAGAACGAGUUCACCUUUCUCAAACCGGGCGAAAAGGCCUUGACCGACGUUCUCCUUUCUGAUGAGGAUUCUGGCAUGGGGAAUGAGUCUGGCAGGGGAAACCUGAGCUCUGACAGCCUGGCACAGCAAGCUCAGCCUAACCCGGACUGGCGUUUCUCUCAGGCCCAGAGACCUGGAACCAGUGGCUCCCAGAAUGGAGAAGAAGGUGGAGCUUGGCCAAACAACCAGUUUGAUACGGAAAUGCUUCAAGCCAUGAUUCUGGCAUCAGCAAAUGAAGCAGCUGAUGGGAACUCUACAUUGGGAGGAGGAGCCGGCACUAUGGGCCUCAGCACCAGGUAUGGCCCCCAGUUCACACUGCAGCACGUCCCUGACUACAGGCAGAAUGUGUACAUCCCCGGCAGCACUGCCACCCUCUCCAACUCCUCAGGUAAACGAGAUGGGAAGAGCUCAGGCUCUUCAGGUGGAAACAAGAAGAAGUCUGGGAAGAAGGAGAAGAAGUAGAAUUGACAGACCAUCAGCAGCUUAGACCAACAGGGCAGACCCCUCCAGCACUCCCCCAAAUCACAGCCUAGGAUAGAGGAUGAAUGUGAAUUUUGUGAUGAAAAAGCAGGAAAUACAACGAAUGUAUGUCAUCAUCAGAGCUAGGAGUAGGGGCUCCUACUAUUAGUCCUCAUGAUGAAAAAUAAUUGGAAACAAAACAAAACAAAAACCAAGUGCCCUGUUAAUACUAACUAAUAUUUUAUACUAUCACUUGGGUAAUUUAAUGUGCAAGGAUGUAAAAUCUUUUAAACAUGUCUUUGGAUUUGGUUUGCUCCAGAAUGGUCCAAGAAAGCCAUGAGGCUUGUACUUGGCUUUGCCCAGUGUAAAUAAUUGUAACAUGGAUUUUUUUUUAAUUUAUAUACCUUAGAUCAUUUAAAAAAAAAAGUUCCCCAGAUUAGAACCCAUGUUCCAGAUUUUGAUAUUUAACUUUCCAUUAGUGAAUCUGACCCUGAGUAACCUUGAAAUGGAUUCCUAGUUACGAAGUUGGUAGGGAGUGCUUCAGUUCCUGUUUACCUAUUAUCCUAAAAGAAAUAAGUGUUUACACUGCAUGAGCCUAUGGGAAUAAGGCUAAGAUGCAUUUUAAACAUUUUUUUUUAAGUGUGACCGGUGAUGGCCUGAAAUAUGAAACAAAAAUCAUGAUGUCUGAGAGACAGGGAAUGCAUUCAAACUGCAGUGGAAAAGAUCUAAGUGCAGAGCAUGCCACUAGCAUUAUUGAGCUAUACAAAACCUGUCCAUAUUGAUUUAGAGGCUACUAAAGAGCAAAUUCAUCUCCUCAAUUCUUUGCAGUAAAUAUUUAUAUGUACAGUUAAUGUUUUCCUGGAACUAAAGUUAAGAAAGUCUAAGUCCCCGGCUGUGAGAACAAGGAGCUGCAGCUCCUUAAAGCAAUGAAAUAACUAAGUCCAUACCAAGGAAUGAUAUUAUCAGAGAAUAAACUCUGAUCUAUUUGUAUGGAAUAGAGACUGAAUGCUUCACAUUUCUGCACAUUGAACUGCAUGCAAAAUACUCACCUCACAUCUACAGUAGGACAGCUAACUCCACCAGAUCUAGGGAAGUCAUCAUUGCAUGCAUGUACAGCAUGGUGUAAAUACACUGUCAGAUAAGUGAGUCUCAGUGCAGGCCAAGCAGUGUCUAUCUGGGAGUGGGGUUCAGUAAUAAGUGGCACAAUGUGUUAUAAAGAGUCAUUGCUCUGGCCUAGAGCAGUGAUAAGAUUUGCACAUUCCAUGUCUAUGCAGAGCAGCCAAGGAACAGCCUUUGUUCAUUGGCCUUCAGAACUGGAUACUCAGUAACUGACAGUUGAUUUGAUGAGACCAAGGGACCAUACUCACAGAUAAGGGAACCAAGAACUGGAGCUGAGCACAUGCCACUCACUGCAAAGCCAGUGAGCCUGAGAGCUUCUCUGGAGAUGCUCACAGGAAGGCCCAGGUCAGUCAGGUGACUAAGAGGUAGGAUUCUGAUACCGUGAAGGAUACUGCCAGACCACACACUCAUUCCAGCCCAGACUCUAACUGUACACAACCAAUUAGAUGUGACUCAAAAUCCACUGGAUUUAGUCAGAAAUGUGGACAAGACUUUGCCUUGUUGUUGGUACCACUGGUAUUGGGAUUUUUACCACAUUGAUAGAAUAGGAUUGUCAGGAAGUAGGGUCUCUCCACUAUGUACCCUUUGUAGCUAUGUACUCUGCUCACUGUAGGUCCAGACACAGCAAAGAGAGAGCGUGCAGUGUGCCCUUAGCAUCGAGUCAGCUUGGCAUCGAGUCCCCACAAGCACCUAAUCAGUGAGGAAGGCUGUAUUGUACCCUUAAGCCCCUCUUCAGCUAGAGAAGGGGGAUGCCCUUUACACUGGGCUGGCUUCCCAUAUCAAAGUAAGUGGGACGGACCUGGGAAGGCAAGGACAAAGAUACAGGGAUAGCGAUGCCAGGAUUGUUUUAACUUCUAAUGAAUAACUCACCUGAGAAGAUCCAGCCUUCUAUGAUCACUCAGGUUAAACUUUCUCCAAGCAGCCAGUGUGCUUGCCUGGCCUGAUGCAGCCCAGCCUCCAGCAGUAUUCACCAGAGCAUUGUGCACUAACUGAUGCCUCGUUAGCCAAUUGCUAUCUCCUUGUGUCUAGAGAAACAGAACUUGUCUAUGCGAAGAACUUGUCUGUGUAUGAUUUUUGUACUGAUCCCAGUCACCCUCUGCGGUGGCUGCACUAGAAACAGUUUACACAGUUAGUAAGGCUUAUACAAACUAAUGUAGUUAUUAUGUGACCCUUCUAGAAGUACUGUAGAUGAAUUGUAGUGUUUAUAUUUCCUUUUAAUCAGCAAUCUGAGGUAGUGUAGAGAGUGUUUUGUACUAGUGGUGUGUUAUUUUUAUCUCAGUAAAUAACUUGUGGACAUCAGUAUUUUCAAUUUCUCUUUAUCUUCUUUCUGUGUGAUCUGUGCUCUAAGUGUAUGUGAACUGAAACACACUUGUCCUUUCAAUGUGUCUAAUAUUGAAUUAUACUUAUAUAUUAUAUAAAUGCUUAUAUCCUUCUUAUAUCCAUAUAGACCAAUGUUCAAUGUGCUACACGCAAGUUUUAUACUCUAAUAUUUAUAUUGCUUUUUUUCUUUGGGAAAAAAUAAUAAAAUGGUUUCUUCUGAACUGA